Gamsiella multidivaricata is the source of this 1725-nucleotide messenger RNA. RefSeq lists its product as uncharacterized. Gene Ontology annotation, biological process: regulation of proteolysis; proteasome-mediated ubiquitin-dependent protein catabolic process. NCBI's taxonomy places the organism in Eukaryota, Fungi, Mortierellomycota, Mortierellomycetes, Mortierellales, Mortierellaceae. Gene Ontology annotation, cellular component: cytoplasm. The record is from RefSeq and is a predicted model, not a curated record. The transcript has a single exon. Bases 162 to 1556 code for a protein of 464 amino acids. Gene Ontology annotation, molecular function: ubiquitin protein ligase binding.
GCAUGAAUGCGCGCAGGUAUCAAGAAGAUUCUCGUUGCUCGCAUGAUGUCUUAUCCACUGGCGGAUAGACUGUAUAAAACACCUCGGCCAAUCGAGCAAAUUCUUGUCGUUCGUUUCCCCACGUCUCUCUGAACUCCACACACCGCACCUUCAUUCUCGCAAUGGCGACCAUAAAACUUAGCAAGACCUUGGAGGUCUCUAUCUGUGUUGAGUCUCCGGUCCUCGCCACGGCGGCCCCAAACAACACUGCCGGCGUAACAUCGACAGUAUCUCUCACAGACGGCACCUACUGGACUGUGACACUGACACGAAACGGCGACAUUCUAACUGUCAGCGUGUCUUGGAACCGUAAGGAUCUUAGUGUGGCGGACUCAAACAUGUACAGAUCUUUGUCCAUUAUUCCUCGUGUCCGACCAAGUGACUUCACAACUGCUGCCAUUAGUGCUGUUUCCUUGCAAGGCGGCUCCGCUGUUCAAGGUAAGGAGUGGCCGAUGGUAAAAGACUUAAAAGUAGGAAAUGAUAGUUGUGCUAAUGGCGAAAAAAACCCCCCUUCAAAUAUAAUAGGAACGAUUGAUGUGGAGACGGUAUCUUCUAAUGAAAAGUACCUCUUUGACAUCGUGCUCUCCACCGGCGAGCAACCGCUCAGGAAGCCAGUCAAGCUCUUUGGUUCUGAGGCGAGGAUCCGCGACACAAUGAAGAUUCUACUCAAGGACAGCCACUCAGUUGACGUGUGCUUUAUCUUUGAUGCGGGAAAGGAAAAGACCAACGCGAACGUCGGUCUGUGGGCGCAUAGCGCUAUCCUUUCACGCUACAAGGUCUUUGCUCAGAAGAUCCAAGAAGCAUCCAACAUCAUUCCGGCCAAUGCUGGUACGGAAGUCGACAGUGGGGCGGAUACUGCGACCGAGGACGCGCAUGAAGGUGGGAACAAUGAUGAGGAUGUGGUCGAUUUGGGCACAAUCUCCACUGGAACCUCCCAGGCACCAUCAAUGCCCUCUCCCCGUGGUAAUAACGGCCCCGCGCUGCUUUCGAUUCCUGUCGAAAAGUUCUCGUUGGCGACCUUUUGCGUUCUCCUAUGGCACAUUUACACCGGCGAGCUCAAACUCUCCAUCGACGUGAACCAGUACGCCAUCUGCACGAUUGAAAGCAAGCUUUUGGGAUCUGAACCCCCCAAAACCAAGAAACAGCAACAGGCAAAGCGCCGCUACUAUCAGGACUCCGUUCGCUGGAACCCUUUGGACCCGAAGUCGCCUUGGAAGUUCAGGGACGUGACCUGGGCAGAGCUGCUAGUCGCAGCUGAUUACUUUGGCAUCACAGACUUGCGGCCUCAUUGCGAGCAGGCCGUGGUGAGCGCGAUUGAUACAAGCAAUGUGCUCGAGACCCUGUUCACAGUCGGGUGCAAUUUUGAGAAGGUGAGAAAAGCGGCAGUGGAUUUUAUGGUCAAGAACAUGUCGACACUGGUUCAGGAGGGCAAGGAUCCUUUUGCGCCCUACAAGAACCACCCGGAUUGCCAUGACAUAAUGUUUGAGAUGAUGCUUCUCAAGGCCAAACCCACUUGAACAUACAUGGCACGCAGCGCUGGACAACAUUUUUUCCCCGGAUUUUCUUGCAAACUGUAUAUAGCUUUCCAAGCACGAUUUUCUUUAUGUUUUUUUUUUCUUCAUUUGAGAUGAAGUUGCUCUGAUAGCACUCAUACUGCAAUAAAAUGGAUAUUGUAUUUCCGCCUUC